AACACAAUGACUUGGAUCAAACUGCUUAAAUGGGAAGAAGGGUAUUUCUGCUGCAUGGAGGAAAACAGUUAAACUCCGCCUAAACUAGCUCUCUCUUUUUAAUGCGUCCCUGCGCACGGCCGACCUCCUCCUUCAGUGACCAGAGAUGAUUUUGACAAUCCAGGAUAUUCCGAAAGCUUGGAGACAUAUGGCUGGAAAAUGAAAGGAACCCUGGAGUGUGGCCACAUCAUUAUUUUGGGUCGCAUGGCACCAGAUGGGCAGUCAAUGGAUGGCGCAGGGAUUCGAAGGGACAGUUUAUGAAAUGACUUUCUCCACCUACAUCUAGAACAGACUUUUAUUUCCCUCUUUUCUUUCAAUCUGGAAUCACUGCUUCCCCCACAUCUCCUCUGCAGUAUCAAUUAACUUUGCAGUGGGGUGGCUAAAAAGGAAGAGGAUAAAACGGUCUCUAUAAUCUUAGUAAGUGUCCGCGGAGUCACAGUCCCCAGAUCGCAGUGCCCAGGGAACUGCAGCUGCGACCUGCAGCAUCGGGUGCAGGUUCAGGGCUGACACCGCGCAGGCGGUCAUGGAGCGGACUGUGCACUCGAAGCGCCGCGGGGGAUAGAGUCAGACCCGGGUGCGGGAGGGGUCUGCUGAGCUCGCCACAGCCUCGGAGGCCGCUGCUGCCUAACGUCUACUGUGCUUUACCAUCAUCGGCGUUCUUUAAAAAGUCAUGGAAGACAGCCAGCUGCCAGACCUCAGAGACAUCGAGCUAAAGCUGGGGCGCAAAGUACCAGACAGCCUAGUGCGCUCGCUCCGCGGGGAGGAGCCGGUUCCUCUGGAAAGGGACAGGGACCGCUGCGGGGGCAGCAGCAGCAGCAGUGGCGGCUGCAGUAGUAGCAGUAGCAGCUGCAGUUUGCCUCCCUACGUGUCCUGCUCCUCUUCGUCCUCUCCAACCUCUGGCUCCCCGCGACCGAGCCACUCCAGCACCCUGGAGAGGCUGGAAACCAAGCUUCAACUCCUCAGGCAAGAGAUGGUUAACCUCAGAGCCACAGAUGUCAGACUCAUGCGACAGUUACUCGUCAUCAAUGAGAGCAUUGAAUCCAUCAAGUGGAUGAUUGAAGAGAAAGCCACCAUUACCAGCCGAGGCAGCAGUCUCAGCGGCAGCCUUUGCAGUUUGCUAGAGAGUCAGAGCACCUCCUUACAGGGCAGCUACAACAGCCUACACGAUGGCAGUGAUGGACUCGAUGGCAUCUCAGUGGGGAGCUACCUGGACACUUUGGUGGAUGAUGUCCCAGGCCAUCAGACCCCAUCAGACUUGGACCAGUUCAGUGACAGCUCCAUAAUAGAGGACUCGCAGGCACUGCACAAGCAUCCCAAAUUGAAUUCUGAAUACUACUGCUUUGGCUGAUGACCCAGUUUUAUGCAUGGGAUCGGUGUGCAAUUAACUUGUAUUUAUCUUUCUUCUGCGCUGCUAUAUUUUUGGUGUGAUUUUUUUUAUAUGACAACCUUCUAAAAAGAAGCUUAUUUUGAAACUGCUUGGUGGUAUUUCUGUUGCUUCUAAUGUUUCUCAUCUGGACUGACUUAUUUUUCUCUCUUACAUCUCUAUUUUUAUUUAUUACAAUGAUUUUUCUCCCUUCUUUUACAAUUGCACAAAUAAAGUAGGGGGGAAAGAAUAAGCAAUAAUUAUGGUUUUGUUUUCAGAGCAAGGGGGCAGGGAUUAUAAGAUAAACUUUGCUAAAUUUUACAAUAAACCAAAGUCUGA
Molecule: messenger RNA, 1741 nt
Organism: Talpa occidentalis (Iberian mole)
Lineage: Eukaryota; Metazoa; Chordata; Mammalia; Eulipotyphla; Talpidae
Gene: LURAP1L
Product: leucine rich adaptor protein 1 like
Exons: 2
Coding region: 710-1387 (225 amino acids)
Biological process (GO): positive regulation of canonical NF-kappaB signal transduction
Source: RefSeq, a predicted model, not a curated record